Molecule: messenger RNA, 1199 nt
Organism: Durusdinium trenchii
Lineage: Eukaryota; Dinophyceae; Suessiales; Symbiodiniaceae
Source: the annotation of a GenBank genome assembly
GCACAUCUAUGCACAUCUCCAAAAACCUUGGAGAACUGAUUUAUGCUACCCUUCCUAAAGAGACACUUGUACUCCGCAGGUUUGGGGCAAUGGACCUCAGUGUUGUUGUUUGUCCACCUUCCCCACACUCUGAUCUUGUUGCGACGACGCGUCAUCAUCAUGCAUCUUGAGCGAUCUCGGGUUCCUCAUUCAGCCGGGCUCGAGCUUGUGCGGCAGCAUUUAAGAUCGAUUGAUAAUCUGAUCGUUGCAGCAUGGCGCAAGUAGAAGCACUCUACGAUGCCUCCGAGCGCCAUGCGUUGCAAAGCGUGGCGAUGUCGAACAGCUAUGACCGGGUGACGGAAGAGGCUACAUUCCUGUCUUACCUUGGUAGGUUUCAUGUUUGUGACGAGGCUCUACGAGAGCUGCAACGUCUUGGCUUUCGGAAAAAAUGGCUUCCAUCUCAUCCGUUUCACAAGUUGUUUCCGAAGGGUUCUCAAGUCAACAAGUAUGAGUCAACGGCUGCAUGGGUUUAUACUCAGGGGAGCGUGUUUGCCUAUGAGAUGAACCGCCUUAUGCAAAAUUGUGAUUGGGCGUCUUUGUUCGCACAAUAUGGCUACGCUGUGAAAGCAUUAUUUUCGUAUUGUGAGAAGAUGCAAGACGCCUACGGUGAGAGGCAAAAACUAUAUCGUGGGUAUCCGGGUUCAUUGCAUGAGGCACAAAACGAGUAUCAUGUUGGAAGAACGUUUGCAUGGCCGUCCUUCACAAGUACCUCCAAGUGUCGUGCAACUGCUUGUGAUUUCGCAAAGGGUGAGUACUCUAGCGAGGGUGGAUUUCCAAUCCUCUUCGAGAUUUCAACUUUGAGUCGAGGUGCUCCUUUGCUCGGCUGGUCAAGAUAUCCCACAGAGGAUGAAGUGUUGUUGUUACCUUUCCAGGGAUUCCACGUGACCGACAUCUUCUUUACGGACGACAGGCGCAUGCUCGUGAUUCAGCUAAGCACCGUGAAGUUGGGACAUCCAACCUCAGGUCCAACUUCAUACAUCCAAAAUCAGGUCCAGCUUUCAGCACGUUUGGAGGAGCCCAUAGUGCAAAGGCCAAGUCCUGGCGAUGACUUCUUGAUUUUUUUGGCACGGUGUUCAUAUUGAUGUUCUUGUUCAUCGCAGCUGUCAAUGGCAAAGUGUAAGGUUUCGGCCCAUUUGUGAGGAACAGUGUGUGAAGGGCCG